UGACAACCCCACCCUCUCCUUUUACCUACAUUUUCCACACCGGCCAAGAACCAACCAGCAAGCCCUGCCUUACAAUGUCUCUUUGGGUUGAUCAAUAUCGUCCUCGUCUUUUGGAGGAUCUUCAUUAUCACCACGAACUUUCCGUUCGCUUGCGGUCGCUUGCGUCCUCUGGUGAUUUUCCCCAUAUGUUAUUCUAUGGUCCUUCUGGAGCAGGCAAAAAGACGCGUAUUACUUGUACAUUGAAGCAAUUGUUUGGGCCUGGUGUAGAUAAGCUCAAGAUUGAUCAGCGAGUUUUUCUCUCUCCUUCAAAAAGAAAACUCGAGGUGAAUAUUGUGCAGAGCAAUUUCCACAUUGAAAUCACUCCAAGCGAAGCCGGAAACUACGAUCGUGUAGUGAUACAAGAACUUUUGAAAGAGAUUGCUCAGACGCAGCAGGUUGACCUGAAUGCAAAACAAAGGUUCAAAGUGGUGAUCAUCAACGAAGCUGAUUCUCUAUCGAGAGACGCUCAGGCAGCUCUCCGUCGAACAAUGGAAAAAUACAUGUCCAAUAUGCGUAUCAUUCUUUGCGCCAACAGCACGAGCCGGUUAAUUGCUCCGAUUAAAAGUCGGUGCCUUCUAAUGCGUGUUGCCGCUCCAAGUGCAAAGGAUAUGCAAGCUGUGAUGCAAUAUGUAUCAAAGCGCGCCGGAUUUGACCUACCACUUGACGUGGCGUCCAAAAUUAUCGACGAUUCCAGCGGAAAUCUCCGUAAAGCCAUUUUAUGCCUUGAAGCCCUCAAGAUGCAAUCGCCUGACCUAUCUGGCGCAUUGACGAUCGCAAAGCCUGAUUGGGAAACUUAUUGCCAUAAAGUCGCUGAUUUAAUAAUCAGCGAACAGUCUCCUGCUCGCGUGAUGGAAGUCAGACAAAAGUUCUACGAGUUGUUAAGCCAUUGUAUACCGCCAACAAUCAUCCUCAAGACUGUAGCAGAUCGGGUAGUAGAGAGAGUCGACGACGCAAUCAAAGCUGACGUUAUGCACUGGGCAGCUGUAUACGAGGUACGCAUGCGCAUCGGCUCCAAGAAGAUAUACCACCUGGAAGCUUGGGUGGUCAAAGUAAUGAGCCUAUAUAAGCACUUUUUCUAUGGAAUGGAUUUGACUGGGUUCGACUGACAAGGUAUCCACAUACAUAUUUGGGUAUAUCUUUGAUCUCUUGUAUUUGCGUAUAUUCCAAAGAUUCGAGUCCUCGUUGCAGAAAAUACAUAUUAUGCACUACAUGUACAUUAAGCAACUUGACGUUGCUCGCUCACUACAUGUUCUUUGG
Messenger RNA from Lentinula edodes (shiitake mushroom), 1296 nucleotides. RefSeq names its product P-loop containing nucleoside triphosphate hydrolase protein. The record is from RefSeq and is a predicted model, not a curated record. Bases 75 to 1145 code for a protein of 356 amino acids. Gene Ontology annotation, cellular component: DNA replication factor C complex; Ctf18 RFC-like complex; Rad17 RFC-like complex. The transcript is spliced from 11 exons. Gene Ontology annotation, biological process: DNA repair; DNA-templated DNA replication. Gene Ontology annotation, molecular function: DNA binding; ATP hydrolysis activity; DNA clamp loader activity. NCBI's taxonomy places the organism in Eukaryota, Fungi, Basidiomycota, Agaricomycetes, Agaricales, Omphalotaceae.